GUUUUGAACGUUUUAUUUCUUACUCUCUACAUUUUUAUUGUUAAGUUCAGGAGAAACAUUUGAAAUCGUCUCUCAAAGCUUAACCCAGCAGGCACGAGCACACUAAGCCAGCUGAAGAUCAACCGGGCCAAGGCGGGGUUUAACACAAGUGGCACAAGUAGCCUGUGCAUCUAGAAAUGAAAAUGAGACUAAGUUAGGAGGCAGUUUAAGACAUUCCCACCUUUUUUCCAUGUGGACCCCUAAAGCAUUUAAUGGGACAGCCCUUAAGACCACCCUUAGGUCUGCUGAAUUAAUUAAAGUAAAAAUAGUUUUAGUUUUCUUAUCAGAGAAAAUGAUGAGUUGUAGAGGGUCUUUGCUCCAACAGUGAAACUAUUUAUUAUGUAUUAUGUAAUAUUUGGAUCAUUUAUGUGAUGGUUGGGCUCCUGUUGUCAAGAUUUCACAACUUGAAGUCAUGUGUCAUUUUCUGGAAACGCACAGUGUUCCCAUGCAGCCGGAGCUGGUAUGUGGCGUGCUAUGUGAAGGGUGGGGCACGUCUUACUCUGCGCGAGCAACCUUUGACACAUUUCUUUUUAAUAUUUAGAUCAGACAUCUUCAGUGAAACAUCUUUAUCUGACUGGUUGGCUGACUAUUGGCCCUGUGGGGUCUUUGGGUUGUGGGUGUGAGCUGGAUGUGAACAGGCUGAUCCCAUCUAAAACCACAGGCAUUUCUGGCAGCCGUCCACGCUUCCUAAUUAGAUGUUGGGAAAUUACAAGAGGAGCGUAAAUGGAAAAGACACGUAUAUUUUGUGUGCUGCUGUCUUAUGUUUCUGGUUUAAGAAAGUUAUUUAUUUAUUUAGAAGUGCUGUUGGACCUCUGUUUGCCGUGUAAGGGGACUGCUUUCAGCUCGGUGGCUGUAGAGUCUGAGGUGUGUCUCAUCUCUGACAUUUCUCAACAACAGCUUCAACUGCACACGCUGGAUUGCAUUAGUUUCACUGGAGUGGAGUUUCUCUGGUGGUACGCUCAUCUAGUAGACUGUUUGUUGCUGCUCUCCUCUCUUAUUAUGUAAAUCAUGCAGUGAUGGUGAGGAGAAUGUGUGAAUUGGUGUGAGAAGGCUUCACAAUGACAUUAGGCUUUUGGAUGCAUCCUGCUUCAUUGGUUCAUCAGCAGUUGACUGAGAAGUGCAGUUUUGGCUCCAACAUUGUGUGUAAUGAGCCAUGAUGUAGUGAUAUCAUGUAUUAAACCUUCUCCCAUAUUUAAAGUAGGGGGAUCUAGAUAUGGUGGCUAACAAUCCAGUGUUGUGGGCUGGUGAAAGCUGAUGCUUCUGUAAUUAAUAGUUAGACCACAGUAGCAAAUGCCUUCAUACAUUUUAGAUACCCUUUUUCAGAUUUACAUUAUAACCCCAGACUUUGAUUCACUUUUACUGGGAUUAUAUGUGACAUAUCAUGAUUCUAACCCAGGAAUAUGUUUUGAUCCGAGCCCCUCCCUGUAGCUCAGACUGUAGUCUUCGGGUCGUUGUCCUGCUGGAAAGAGAAACUCCAUCUCAGUCCCACAUCCUGUUCUGCGGCUCACAGGACCGCUCUGUAUUUGGCCCCAUCCAUCUUCCCAUUAACUCUGAACAACUUACCUGCUCUCCCCGCAGCAUGAUGCUGCCACCACCCUGUUUUCCUGUAGGGACGGGGGCUCAGGCCAUUCAGACAGCACUUCUAGCACUGCCUGAUUUCCCUCAUGGCUUGUAGCAAACUCCAUUUAGGACUCUCUUCUUGCCAUUAUGUAAUAAAGAUCAAAUUGGUGUAGUGCACAACUGAUUUUCCAGUCCCACUGUGGAACCUUGCUGCUGGACUCCAGUUCAAAAUCUUUGGAUGUUGUUCAUAUCCCAACAAGAGAUGAACCUCUUCUACAACUUGCAUGGGUUGUUGUUCUAUACUUAGAUAAACAUUGAGGUUCUGUGGUUUAUUUACUUAGUCAACAGUUGUUUCUUCUGUGAAGGAUUUAAAAGUCUGGACGAGCGGAAGCAGAGCUGGGUUUAAAUGUCCCCAAAUGAGGAAACUGCCUGUCCUAGUAAAUACCUGAGCACAACCUGCUCAUCAGGUCCGACUAAGAGAGAGGAGCAGGAAAUCAGUCCAGCCCGUGGAAAGCCGGCGGCAGCGAGAGGUGUCAAUGAUGUCAGAGUAGGAGGGGUUGAAGUUACGGGGGUGUGGCCACCUCAGUUGAAACUCGCAACACCUAUCUGGAUCCCUGAGAACAGACAAGAGACAGUAUUGUUCGAUGAAGCUCUAGCCCUGUGGGAAAGUCACAGUCAAAGGAUUCAAUAUAAACCAAAGAGAGUCCCGCAAGGAUCUGACACAAAAUAUCCCUUCACGUUGUUUCAGUGGAAGCAGCUGGAGAAUUUGUACUUCCGGGAGAAGAAAUUCGCAGUAGAAGUGAACGACCCACACAGAAGAGCAGUGACCAAACGGACAUUUGGACAAGCCGGCCUGGUUAUUCACUCCUGGUAUGCCAGCCACUCUCUGAUCAAAACCAUCUGGGCGAUGGCCAUCAGUCAGCACCAGUUCUACCUGGACAUGAAACAAACCAAAUCCAACAUGACCACAGCCAGAAGCACAGGAGACAUCGCCGUGCACCUCACCGAGAUCAGCACCCCGCGCAUCAGUAAACUCUCCAGUGUGGAGAGCAAUCACCCGCUCAUCAUGGCCAGUAACGGCAGCCUCAUUUCAACCGGAUCUGCAGACUCUGAAGUCAGCGAAGAGCAGAAGAAAGAAAAGAUUGCUGAGUUAAAAAAGAAGCAAAAGGAUCUUGAAGAGGCGCUGGGACAGAAACUUGAAGAACUUAAAAAGAUCUGCAUGAAGGAAGCUGAACUCACCGGCCAAGUGCCUAAAGAAUACCCCCUGGCCCCGGGGGAGAAAGCUCCUCAAGUGCCUCGCCGUGUCGGGACGGCUUUCAGGCUGGAUGACCUUAACGUGGACGACAAGGACCCUUAUCUUAGAGAACUGGAGAACAAACGGGCCUUGCAGCAGAAGAUUGUCGAGGCCGCCGAGAAGCUUUUCAGAGACGGUUUAGAAAAAACGGUGAAAAGAAAAAGGAAAAAAAACUACGAGGACUCUGUGAAAAAGCUGAGGGAGAUUGAGAUGAUGAUAAACGAGCACAGGGAGCAAACUGGAAGGAGAGCUACUCAGAGAGCUUCGCUUAUCGUAGCAGACGAUGCCCAGCGUUCAGACCUCAGCUCUCUUUCUGACAGCCUUCCUCUGGAUGAUGACGAUGAACCGGGUUCCCAGAGGGAGCGGUCUCGAUCGGUCCAGUAUUCCCCCAGAAUGCACCAUGCGGAAGCCCAGAAAAUGUUUUACACCCAAGACAGACGAGCCUCUGCUAAUGACCAGCUCUCAGAAAGGAGGUUAACUUAUGAGCAAGUCUGCUACAGUCACAGUGAUGCCUUAUCAAGCUACAGCAGUCCUCUCAAGCAGCAGUGCAGACAGCCAUGUGACGCCCGCAGCAUGCCUCCCACCCCUCGCCUCCACCGCAACGCCCUCAGCAGCACACAGCUAAGAUCAGAGGAAGUUGCUCAACAUUUCCAUCAGAGGAGUGGGAGUUUGGAGUCUCUGUCUCACCACGCGACGGAGACCAAACCAGCGGCGCCCUCCAUCUCCGUCUCCCACGCCCGACGCUGCAACAGCACCGAGAUCAUCGACGACGGCUCGUCCCAUACGAGCCAGUCCAGCGCGGAGUACCUGCCGCCCGGCAACCACAGCCACAGGUGGCGAGCUCGCGGCCGCCACAGACAGGACCCGUACGCCAACACUGGCAGCAUGCCCAACCUGGCCCAGCCGGACGUCCCCCGCUACGCCGCCUACCAGCCGCAGGGCCAACCCACCCCCACGGCCUAUUACGUCACCGGCUACCCAAGCCAUCUGGACCCAGAACCCUACCCCAACAGAGUUUACAGGUACGACGACGGCAUGGAGGGACACUACAACGUCAACCCGUCCUACCACCACACACAGGCAGCGUACUACAGGCGAGACUUCCACUCUCAUUACGCCACCGACGAGAUAGACGCCGCCGCCCAGCGUUUUGCCACGCUACAGCCGCCCAGGAGCCGUCCGGUGCAGCGCAACACCGAGCAGAUCACCAAGAACAUCCAGAAGGCGCUGGUGGUGGGACAUCUAAAGGAAUGGUACCAGCGCAACAACCCCCAUCACCAGGGGACGUAUAACUACGACUACGACAGAGGCUCCACGCCAAGCCUGGGUUACCAGGCGAUGCCCACCCCUUACCCUCCGAGCCACAGGAACAUUUCUUACUCCUCAGCCUCCUCCAGUGGAAACUGGCGCAUGAAUAACCGUGGUAUGUCCGAUUACGACGUGCCCGUGCAUGAAUCGUUCUCCUACACGUUGAGCCCCGCCCCCUACAUCCAGCCGCCCCACAGCAGAUGCCUCCCAGAAACUCAGUGGCGGAGCUUUGAUAGGAUGACGGGCCCCGCGGGGCCUUUAGAGAGGUUUGCUGCUGUUGCCCAUGCCACUGACCAGAUAAAAAUCCCCCCCCUAAAUAUCAGUCACAGCAGACAAGAAAGGAUCCUACAUGGAUGUAAGCCACAUGGAUUCCCAAAUGAACAACCAAACACACACCAUGGACCCAGAUGAGCAGAUUUUAUGGCAUGAAAGCUCCAAACCAGGAACUAUAGUCUAGUCGGCUGUUCCACUGAGCUGGAUUGACAAAGCUGUUGUUGUGCCUUAGACUGCACUUACCUGUUUAUUUUGUUGUCUAAAGAGGACUUAAAGAGUGAAGGAAAUUAGUGGGAUUACACAAAUGAAGUGACCGCAGUUUGGGAUCUGAUAAAAGGCCUCUGUUGAAGUUCAACCCACCUUCAGUGGGGUGCCAGGGUAGCGCGUGUUUGUGGUGGUAUCACCUCUGCACUGAACCUAAACCUGCUGUGGACUGCAUGUUUCAGCCGAAGAGGAAUCAGAAUCAACUCUGACAGUGUUUGCCUUUAGAGAGGCCAACUUCAGCCAGACUGGAGCCGCCUCUGCUACAAGGAACCUGAGCGAUGGCGACGGCUUAAACGACUGACCCUGUUCUAUUACUGACAGUCUGGUGUGAACACUGGAACCAUGAAGGAGGAGUCGCACACUGAACAUGAAGGAUUGAACUCAUUAAAAUGGGACGUUUUACACAGCUUAUUACGGCAUCGAUUCCAGCAGCCACUCCCACCUCCUAUGAGGUCUUUCCAUUUAUCACUAAAUGCAAAAUAAGUGAGCCAAAUCCUUAUUUGUAGCACCAUGUGAGUAUUACAACAGGUCACCAGUUUGAGAUUACUGCCACUACUGCUUUGUGUUUGUUAUAAGAUGGUUAUUUGAUCCAUGCUGGAAAUCAUGGGCCGGUGCUCGUCUUUUCUCUCCAGAGAACGAACCUGUUUCUAAGUGUUGUUGUUGUAAAUACACUGGUUCUCUCCUUUUUUUUUGUACAGCAUUUUUAUAUAUAUUUGAGAAAAGGCACAUGUAAUAUAUAGUGAACAAUAAUUGUUAAGCUGGUUCUUAGUUAUUUGUAUAAUUGUGCAUUUGUUUGCAAUUAAAAAAAAAGUAUUUGA
Messenger RNA from Fundulus heteroclitus (mummichog), 5556 nucleotides. RefSeq names its product FERM domain containing 4Ba (gene frmd4ba). The transcript has 14 exons. The coding region runs from base 2006 to 4612 and encodes 868 amino acids. Lineage: Eukaryota; Metazoa; Chordata; Actinopteri; Cyprinodontiformes; Fundulidae. Gene Ontology annotation, biological process: establishment of epithelial cell polarity. Gene Ontology annotation, cellular component: cytoskeleton; adherens junction; bicellular tight junction. Gene Ontology annotation, molecular function: cytoskeletal protein binding. The record is from RefSeq and is a predicted model, not a curated record.